ACACGAUUAAAUAAAUGCCUAAAAAGAUUUUUUUUUACUCUAUUUUCUACUUUUAUUUAUUUAUUACUUUACUGUUUAUUAAUGAUUUUUGUCAUUUGCAUUUGCUCAUCUCUUUUUUAUUCUCUUUUCCUCUUUUAACAGCCUUCUGAAAAAGCAACCAAAAACAGCGGAAACAGAGCAACACAUAAAGAAAGUAAAGCAGAGUUGCACUUGAGAACGAUUUUCAGCAAUGGGUUAGACUGGCAAAAGAAUACCCAAGCUGCUUCUACUCUUUUUUUUUUGUUCAAUAUCAGCUUCUUAUAAUCAAAACCCAGAAACCAUACUUUUUUUUUAGUUUAUAGUAACUUGAGGCAGUUUCGGAGACAACAGUUACCAGUUGCUAGUUGCUUUGUUACAUAAAGAUUUGGACCAUUGGAUUAUCUUGACCGACCAGGAAUUAAGCACAAGGACUGAGAGAUUUCAAGACUUCAUGUUGUUUCUCAAAGUCUCAACGUUAAAAGUGGCUUGUUUUUAGUAUUAAAAACUGGUUCCGGGCUGAUACAUCGCCUCAUAUUCGUAAUUAAGAACUGUAACCGGUAGUCUGAGUCGUUGUUGGGAAGUGGUGGGGUUGGGGACUGAAGUCAUGGCAACUGUGAUGCAUUCCGAUUCUAAAGGCAUGUACUCAUGGUGGUGGAACAGUCACAUAAGCCCCAAAAAUUCAAAAUGGCUCCAGGAGAAUCUCACAGAUAUGGAUACUAAAGUCAAGCAAAUGAUCAAGCUCAUUGAAGAAGAUGCUGAUUCCUUUGCUAGGCGAGCAGAGAUGUAUUACAAGAAACGUCCAGAGUUAAUGAAAUUGGUAGAAGAGUUUUAUCGAGCAUACCGUGCAAUGGCUGAAAGAUAUGAUCAUGCAACUGGGGUGCUUCGUCAGGCUCAUCGGACCAUGGCAGAAGCAUUUCCAAACCAGGUUCCCCUGGUUUUUGGCGAUGAAUCACCGGGAGGUUCAGCUACAGAGGUUGGUCCCUGUUCACCUGAGAUGCCACCACAUUUACGUGCAUUAUCGGAGCCCGAUGAGCUGCAGAAGGAUGCUGUGGGACUCUCUUCAUAUGCUAUCAAGAGGAAUGGAGAAUUUUCAGAAGAAUCUGAAUCUGCAAUGAGCAGGAAGGGUCAUAAACAGUUCAAUGAUAUGUUUGGUUCUGAUGAAGCUACAAACCAUGUCAAGUUCGCUGAAGGAAGAGCAAGAAAAAGCCUCAACUUUCACGAUACAGAGGAGAAAGACCAAAGUCUGCAGAACAACGGGGGGCCUGAUCUCAUUGUUCAAGUCCCAUCUGAGUCCGAACGAGUGAGUAAAGCUGAGAUGGAAAUUUUAAACUUGAAGUAUGCUCUUGCCAAAUUAGAAGCUGAAAAAGAAGCUGGCCUACUUGAGUACCGGCAGAGUUUGGAGAGAUUGUCUAAUCUAGAACAAGAAGUCUCUCGUGCACAAGAAGAUUCUUUGGGGCUUAAUGAACGAGCAAGUCAAGCUGAAGCUGAAGUUCUGACUUUGAAGGAUUCCCUCACCAAAUUAGAGGCUGAAAGGGAAGCUAAUCUUGUUCGAUAUCAGCAGUGCUUGGAGAAGAUAAAUAAUCUUGAGAAUAGUAUAUCUCAAGCACAAAAGAAUGCUGGAGAACUGAAUGAGCGAGCUAGUAAAGCUGAAAUUGAAGCCCAAGCUUUGAAGCAGGACCUCACCAAAGUAGAAGCUGAAAAGAAGGAUGCUCUUGCUCAAUACAAGCAGUGUUUAGAAACAAUAAGCAACCUGGAACAAACAUUAUUGAAUGCUGAAGAGAGUGCUAGAAGGAUGACUGAACGAGCAGAGAAAGCAGAAACUGAACUUGAAACUCUAAAACUAGUAGUUGUUGAGCUGACCAAAGAUAAGGAAGCAGCUGUUCUUCAGUACCAGCAGUGCUUAGAGACAAUUUCUAGCCUGGCAAACAAACUUGAUCAUGCCCAGGAGGAGGCACAAAGGCUUAACCAUGAGAAAGAUGAAGGGGCUGCAAAGUUAAAAGGUGCUGAAGAAAGAUGUAGUAUGUUGGAGAGAGCUAAUCAGAAUCUGCAUACUGAAUUUGAGUCUUUGGUGCAGAAGAUGGGGGAUCAAAGUCAAGAAAUAACAGAGAAGCAGAAGGAAAUGGGGAGACUUUGGACCUCCAUACAAGAAGAACGUUUGAGAUUCAUGGAGGCUGAAACAGCAUUUCACACUUUGCAGCGUUUGCACUCUCAAUCUCAGGAAGAACUCAGAUCUCUAGCCACUGAGCUUCAGAAUAGGGCUCAAAAUGUACAGGACACUGAAACACGCAAUCAGGGUUUAGAGGCUGAACUACAGAGGGUCAAGGAUGAAAACAAAGGCCUGAAUGAACUAAAUUUAAGUUCAGCAAUGUCCAUUGAGAAUUUGCAAGUAGCGAUCUUAAGAUUAAGGGAGACUAUAGCCAAACUUGAAGCAGAAGUUGAACUUAGACUGGACCAAAGAAAUGCUCUUCAGCAAGAAAUUUACUGUUUGAAAGAGGAGCUCAAUGAAUUUAACAAGAGACACCAGGAUAUGACAGGGCAGCUGAAAUCAGUUGGCUUAACUCCAGAAAACUUUGCAUCAUCUGUGAAGGAAUUGCAAGAUGAGAACAGAAAGCUAAAAGAUGUCUGUGUAAGAGACAAAGAUGAAAAGCUGGCCCUACUCGAGAAGUUGAAAAUCAUGGAGAAAAUUAUUGAGAAAAAUACCCUUUUAGAGAAUUCACUCUCAGAUUUGAAUCUCGAGCUAGAAGGUGUUCGGGGGAGAGUAAAGACAUUGGAAGAAUCCUGUAACUCUCUUUUAGGAGAGAAAUCCACCCUUGCUGCAGAGAACAAUAUGCUUAUUUCUCAGUUACAGGUUGCAACUGAGAAUCUGGAGAAGCUUUUAAAGAAGAAUAACUUUCUGGAGAAUUCCCUUUUUGAUGCAAAUUCCAAACUUGAAGGAUUGAGGGUAAAAUUAAGUAACUUAGAAAAUUCAUGUUUGUUGCUUGGUGAUGAGAAGUCAGGCCUGAUAACACAGACAGAAGGUUUGAUUGCUCAGUUGGAUGUCAGUCAGAAAAGAUUUGAAGAUUUAGAAAAAAGAUAUUGCGGAUUAGAAGAAAAGUAUGUGAGUCUGGAGAAAGAGCGAGAAUUAACAUUUUGUGAAGUAGAAGAGCUACAAAAGUCACUAGAAGCUGAAAAGCAAGAACAUGCUAGCUUUGCACAGUCCCAAGUAACUGCUUUGGAAGCUCAAAUCCAUUUUCUACAAGUGGAAAGUCUAUGCAGGAAGAAAGAAUAUGAAGAGGAACUGGACAAGUCCGUGACUGCUCAGGUAGAAAUUUUCAUCCUGCAGAAAUGCGCACAGGAUCUGGAAGAAAAGAAUUUGUCCUUGUCACUUGAGUGCAGGAAACUCUCGGAAGCCUCCAUGUUAUCAGAAAAACUUAUCUCUGGAUUGGAGCUUGGAAAUUCCGAAAAGCAGAUGGACAUAAAAUCUUUAUUUGAUCAAAUUACCAUAUUGAGGAUGGGGCUUUAUGAGAUGUUGAGGACUCUUGAGAUUGAUGCUAUACAUGGUCAUGAUGAUACGAUCGAACAAGACCAAUCAGUUCUUAACUGUGUAUUUGGAAGACUCCGAGAGAAGCAGCAUUCAUUUCUAAAGUCUCUGGACGAAAAUCAACAAUUUUUUAUUGAGAAUUCAGUUCUUAUUGCAAUGCUUGGGCAACUGAAAUUAGAGGCAGAAGAUCUUGCUAAAGAGAAGAAUUCACUGCACCAGGAGUUGAAGGUUUGGUCUGAGCAAUUUUCAGAGCUUCAGAGAAGAGCUGAAAAACUUGUGGAUAUGAAUGAAGAACUGAAAUCAAAAGUGAUAGAGGGAGACCAAAGAGAAGAAGUUUUGCAGACUGAAAUAGGAAGUGUUCGUAGACAACUGUUAGUUUUGCAAAGGGAACAUCAGAGCUCAUUGGAGGACAACCGUAAGGUGGUAGAUGAGAGAAAGUCUUUGAUGAAGGAAGUUUUAGACUUGGGCAAGGAGAAACAUAAUCUAGAAGAGGAAAACUAUGCUGUCUUUGCUGAAGCAAUAUCUCAAAGUAACAUCACUCUUAUUUUCAAGGAUAUUAUUGCUGAUAAUUUUGAGGAAAUAAAGCAUCUCACUGACAAUCUAGAUAAACUCAAAUGCGCCAAUGAUGAUCUUGAUGGAAAACUGAGGAUAAUGGAGAGGAAGUUUGAAGAUAUGCAAAUGGAAAACUCACAUCUCAAAGAUUCAAUGAGAAACUUGGAGAAUGAACUGGUUUCAGUUAGAUCUGAUGGUGAUCGGUUAAAUGAUGAAGUUUCGAAGGGAAAGGAUUUGUUGGGCCAGAAAGAGAUUGUGCUUUUGGAAGCUGAACGAAUGCUCAGUGCAAGUCAAGAGGAGAGAGCCCAAUUGCAUGAAGUUAUAGAGGAGCUGAAGACUAAAUAUGAGGAGGUCAAGUUGAUAGGUGAAGAUCAAAAGAAGCAAAUUCUGAAACUAUCCGGAGAGUAUGAUCAUCAAAGUAAGGAAACUGAAAGCAUUCGUCAGGCUAAUCAGAAACUCGAGGUUGAAUUGUCCAGAUUGAAGGAGGAAGUUGAAGAAAGGAAAAACAGGGAGGAUAGUUUGAGUGUUGAGCUACAAAAGGGAAGAAGUGAGGUUGAACGAUGGGAAUGUCAGGCUGCUGCACUGAUGGGUGAGUUACAGAUGUCUGCAGUCCGUGCAGCAUUGCUUGAAGAGACAACUCAUGAGUUCAGCAAGGAAUGCGAAGCCCUUGAAAGUAGAAGUAUUUCCAAAGCUAUGGAGGUAGAAGAGCUGGAAAAAAGUGCUAGAAUCUUGGAACGUGAGAAUGGAGAACUUAAAGCUCAGUUAGCAGCAUAUAUUCCAGCUGUUGUUUCUCUCAUGGACAGUGUGACAUCGUUGGGGAGUCGAACUUGCUUGUCUCCAAAAUUUCCCACAGAUCAAAAUGACGAAGUAAAGGAUGCCGAUCUGACGACUGAAUUGCAUGCUGAAAACUGUCAACAAACAGGUGAAGAUCGAAUUGCAUCUGUUCCAGAUGGUUUUCCUGACUUGCAAGGUAUCCAUAGGAGAAUUAAAUCUAUUGAAAAAGCAGUGCUGGAAAUGCAAAAGCUUGCGUCGAUGGAAAACUUAAAUCUCAAUUCCAAACUAGAGACUGCUAUGAGACAGAUUGAAGAAUUAAGAUUUAGAAGCAACUCACGUCGAGAACGAGUUAGACCAAAGAGGCACGUAAAUGCUAGACAAGACGGGGGGAAACUUGGCCAUGGACUCGGUAGCAAUGUCAAAAUUCAGAGACCAACACCUGAAAUUUCUGAAGAGGACAAUGAGAUGAUGACAAAAGACAUUAUGCUUGAUCAGACAUCUGAGUGUUCAUCCUAUGGGUUAAGCAGGAGAGAAACUGCAGAUCUUGAUAAUCAGAUGCUUGAGUUGUGGGAAACAACUGACCAAGAUGUUAACAUCGCCUUGAAAGUUGGCAGGGCCCAGAAGGUGGUCAUUGCUCCAACUGGCAACCAACGAAUUGGUGCUGCAAGGGCACGCAAGGGCAAAAGUCUUUCUACAGAAUCUCUUGUGAAGGAGUUAGGUGUUGAUAGAGAGAGCUCUAAGAGAUUUACAGAGCCUUACCAAGAAGGAAGCAAGAGGAAGAUUAUAGAAAGACUUGAUUCUGAUGCACAAAAGUUGGCUAACCUUCAAAUAACUGUGCAGGAUCUGAAGAGGAAAGUGGAUAUAACCGAGGCAGGAAAAAUGGUGAUAGGAAUCGAAUAUGGUACAGUAAAACAGCAGCUAGAAGAAGCUGAGGAAGCCAUCAUGCAGCUAUUUGAUGUCAAUCGCAAACUGACGACACACGUUGAAGAUCGUUCUCGGUCUCUUGAUGGGAAACCUGCACUAGAAUCUGAUGAGAGUGGUUCCUUUAGGAGGCGGAGAGUAUCAGAACAAGUUCGAAGAGGGUCUGAAAAAAUAGUGCGGUUGCAAUUGGAGGUGCAGAAAAUACAGUUCAUGUUACUGAAACUUGACGAAAAAGAAAGCAAAGGACAAACCAGGAUCAUGGAGCGUAAAACAAGAGUUGUAUUGCGGGACUAUCUUUAUGGCGGGAUAAGAAAGAACCACAAGAGGAAGAAAGCAACCUUUUGUGCAUGUGCUAAACCCCCAACGAAAGGAGAUUGAGCCAAUUACUAAUCAGCGGCACAUAAUCAGUGCAGUUUUCUGGUAGUGAGAUUUUAGUUGCGUUGUCCAUAAAUCUGCCUUCCUAAGUUUUUGUUUCACAUAAUUAUUUUCUUUUAGAGGUCAUCUUCUUCUUUAGUUUAGACAUCCUGCUGUAUAUUUCAGGCACCAUCUAAUCUAAAGAAGCUGUAACUUUGUAGCCUAAAACUUCCCUUCUCUGUACGUUUAACUUGGCAUAAAUAUGGAUUUCGUUGGAAAUUAUUUUAUUCUUAGGUAAAUGAUUGCUGUUUCCCAUUGCUUUAA
Molecule: messenger RNA, 6463 nt
Organism: Gossypium raimondii (Peruvian cotton)
Lineage: Eukaryota; Viridiplantae; Streptophyta; Magnoliopsida; Malvales; Malvaceae
Product: protein NETWORKED 1D
Exons: 5
Coding region: 623-6163 (1846 amino acids)
Cellular component (GO): plasma membrane
Molecular function (GO): actin filament binding
Source: RefSeq, a predicted model, not a curated record